GCCAUCGUCACCAAAAAGGAGUGGUAAAUACAUAAAUAAAUAAAUAAAUAACAAUUAAAAAUGAAAGAAAAAAGCGCGUGUUCUUGUCUUAUCGCUUAAUUAAUUUAUUAACAAGUCAGAAGCUGAUCGAUCGGAUCGAAUUAGAUCGGAUCCCGAUGAGGCAUCGGUUGUUCUUGUCCCAUCUAUGAUCGCGGUGUUGGAUCUGUUGUUUAUGUUGAAGGGAUUAUGGAUUUGUGAUCCGGAGUAGAUGGAGAAAAUGCGGCUGAUUUUUAUCUCAUCUUGAGAUCCGAUCCCUUUCCUUCUUCUUCUUCAAAGAUUUUAAUCUCUUUCUGACUAACGGACUGCUGAUAACCAAUCAUUUUCGUUCUCUUUGGAUUGCUGAAGAAGUAAAUUCGAUGUCUGCAAAGAGAUGCUGCAAGAUCGAAGUAAAAAAGAGUAUGGUGAUGGCAAUAGAUACAAAAUUCAGGACGUUAUCGGUAAAGGAAAUUACAGAGUCGUGUGUUCAGCAAUUGAUACACAAUGGGGAGAAAGUUGCAAUCAAGAAGAUACAUGAUAUCUUUGAGCACAUCUCUGAUGCUGCUCAGAUUCUUCGUGAGAUCAAUCUCCUUAGGCUUUUAAGACACCCCGACAUUGUAGAGAUUAAACAUGUUAUGCUACCCCCAUCAAGUAGGGAUUUCAAAGAUAUUUAUGUUGUUUUUGAGCUCAUGGAAUUAGAUCUUCAUCAAAUUAUCAAGGCUAAUGAUGACUUGACAAAAGAACAUUAUCAGUUUUUUCUUUAUCAGCUUUUACGUGCUCUGAAAUACAUCCACACAGCAAAUGUUUAUCACCGUGAUUUAAAGCCGAAGAACAUACUAGCAAAUGCAAAAUGUAAACUUAAAAUCGGUGAUUUCGGAUUAGCAAGAGUCGCAUUCAGUGAUACUCCUACAACAAUACUUUGGACGGAUUAUGUUGCAACCGGAUGGUAUAGAGCACUUGAGCUGUGUGGAUCAUUUUUCUCUAAGUACAUCCCUGCUAUUGAUAUAUUGAGUAUAGGUUGUAUUUUCGCUGAGGUAUUGACUGGGAAGCCACUAUUUCCGGGGGAAAAUGUGGUUCACCGAUUGGAUCUAAUGACAGAUCUUCUUGGCACACCUUCUUUAGAUACCAUAUCUUGGGUUCGCAAUGAGAAGGCGAGAUGAUACUUGAGCGGUAUGAGAAAGAACCAACCUAUACCAUUUGCGCAAAAGUUUCCUAAUGUAGAUCCUCUAGUGCUGAAAUUAUUGGAAAGACUUCUAGCAUUUGAUCCGAAGAACCGUCCUACUGCUGAAGAGGCACUGGCAUAUCCAUAUUUCAAGGGUUUGGCUAAAGUGGAGAGAGAACAAUCUUGUCAACCCAUAAUGAAAAUGGAGUUUGAGUUUGAAAGAAGAAAAGUGACUGAAGAAGACAUUCAGGAGCUUAUAUUCUGGGAAAUAUUGGAAUAUCACCCACAGUUGCUCGAGGACUAUAUUAAUGGAUCUGACAGGACAAGUUUUCUUUAUCUUAGUGCUGUUGAUCAAUUUCAGAAGCAAUUUUCUCAUCUUCAGGAGAAUGGAGGUGAAAGUGGCCCAGUUGUUCCACUAGAGAGGAAACAUGUUCCUCUCCCAAGGUAA
Messenger RNA from Asparagus officinalis (garden asparagus), 1625 nucleotides. RefSeq names its product mitogen-activated protein kinase 10-like. Gene Ontology annotation, molecular function: ATP binding; MAP kinase activity. Lineage: Eukaryota; Viridiplantae; Streptophyta; Magnoliopsida; Asparagales; Asparagaceae. The record is from RefSeq and is a predicted model, not a curated record. Gene Ontology annotation, biological process: intracellular signal transduction; protein phosphorylation. Gene Ontology annotation, cellular component: nucleus; cytoplasm.